CACACCCACACCCACACCCACACACACCACACCCACACCCACACCCAAAAAUGACGAACCAUUCAGUUCAUCUUGUGCUUAGUUGGGUUAUUGACAAACUGUCAAUUUACUAAUCUGAAAAAUCAAAAAAACUAUUCGGCCUGGUUUGGCCUGCAGGCAGGCCAGACCAGGCCCAGGCUGACUUUUGAAUUUCAGCCUGGUCUGCUCAGCAGGCCAGGUGAGGCUGGAAAAAGUGGGCUGUUGGCAGCUCUGAUCCUGAUUGGUUAAACAACACAGAUUCAGAUGGUAUUACUGUGAAUAAAUGGUUAAAACAAGGUGAGAAAUACAUCAACAUUCAUAUGUAUUUUAUGUAAAACAGGUGAUCUUGAUUGUUCCAAUCAAGGAUGGGGAGCCAUAGUACAGCACAUGAAAACAAAAGGCCGUAAAAAUCGUUUAAGUAUCGCGUAAACAUGCUUAGAAAGAGAAAGUGUUGCUAUACCACUAUGCCAUAAAAGCUUUUUUGUUGGACUACUUGUGAUAUUGAUUACUUUGCGGAAGAGAGGAGGUACAGAGCAUGACCUAUGUAGUACUUGAGUCAUCCCAUGUGAAUAAUAUAACAUCAUUAAAAAAUAAUUCAACAAUUUGUAUUACAUCUUUAAAAGCAACACCAUCAUCAACAGAUAAUACAUUCAAUAUCACAAUUGAGAUUAGAUAAUACAGAACGACCUAUUGUAUUAGACUUUCAAGAACAAAUUACAAAAGUUGAAGCGAUAUGGGCAUUAACAGUUGCCCAACGUGGUUAUAGCUUUAAUUCAUGUGAUGAAAUCGGAGAUGUUUUUCAUCACAUGUUUCCUGAUUCUAAAAUAGCACAAAAAUUUAGUAUGCAGUCAAGAAAAACUUCAUAUGUCUUAUCUCAUGGUCUUGGUCCAUAUUUUCAUCAAGAACUUAUUAAAUCUCUAAAACCAGCUAUUCUUAAAACUGCUAUUUUAGAUUCACUUAAAGCUGAUGGAUUAGAACUUAAACAAUUAUUAAUGUUAGGUCGUGAUAGUCCAUUUGUUAAUUUAUCGUUGGAGAAUAUGAUUGAAAAUGAAAUGAAAAAGGUUGGUUGUGGUCUUUUGAAACUUGGUGGUUGUCAUCUUCAUGUAGCACAUAAUGGUUUUAAAGCUGGUUUAUCCUCAACAGAUUGGAAUAUUCACAAUAAACGUAUCGAUAUUUAUUCAUGGUUUAAACAAUCACCUGCUCGCAAAGAAGAUUUGAUUGAUAUAAUUAGCGAUUGUAAUUGUGUUAUUGAAAAGACAAUACUAUAUUUCACCAAUACACGGUGGGUUUUGUUAGGCAAAGUAAUAACGCGCGUUUUAACAUUAUGGGAACCAUUACAUGAAUAUUUUUUAAUGUAUUUACCAGUCAAUAAAAAACAACAAGUUGAAAAUAAUGAUCGUUAUGAAAGAAUUAAAGAAUCGUUAACUUCGUAUGUAAUUAAAAUUAGAUUGCAGUUUGUAUUGUUUUUAUGUGAAACAAUAUUCGAUCGUUUUUUGACAUUGUUUCAACAAGAAGCACCACAUAUACAUCUUCUUUAUUAUGAGUUGUCAUUGUUGUAUCGUUUAGUUUUAUUACAAUUUUUAACAUCAGAUUGUGUUGGUGAUAAAGUUGAAGGAGAAGGAGCUCGAAAACUAUUAAGUAAUCUUACACAAAAAGAGCGAGAAACAUUUUAUGAAGAUGUUAGAACCAUUUAUCAUACAAUAGCUGAGUAUUUGAAAAAGAAUCUACCAUUAAGAAAUUCAUUUUUACGUGAUAUACAAAUUUUUCAUCCCUCGUAUAGAUCUGUACAAUAUAGUGAUGAUAUCGUACGUAUUUCUAGAACUGUUCCAGGUCUAUUGAGUGAUCAAGAGAUUGAUUAUACACGUGAUGAAUGGUUAAAUUAUUCACUUGAAAACAUUGAUGAAACGUGGUACAUUAAAGAGAAAAAAAAGGAUUAUUUAGGUGCUGAAAUUGUUAUAUAUCAUCGUAUUGAUUAUUAUUGGAAUAAGGUUUUGAGCAUUACAACGACGGAUAGUCGUCAGAAAUAUUCUACAUUAAGCAACCUAAUUAAAAACAUUCUUAUUAUUCCUCAUGGUAAUGCUGAUGUUGAACGUAGUUUUUCAAUAAAUGAAAAUAUAGUUCCGGAAAAUCGAUCAUUAUUAUCUGAUUCGUCAAUCAAUGGAUUAAGGUCAACAUAUGAUAGUAUAAAAUUUGCUGGUAAUGGUUCAAAUCACAAGGCAUAUAUCCGUCUAUUUUAUCUUUAUUUAAUAUUUGCUAUUUCUUAA
Rotaria sp. Silwood1 is the source of this 2282-nucleotide messenger RNA. Lineage: Eukaryota; Metazoa; Rotifera; Eurotatoria; Philodinida; Philodinidae. The record is from the annotation of a GenBank genome assembly.